Asparagus officinalis (garden asparagus) is the source of this 931-nucleotide messenger RNA. Its product is annotated as protein PROTON GRADIENT REGULATION 5, chloroplastic-like. The record is from RefSeq and is a predicted model, not a curated record. Gene Ontology annotation, cellular component: chloroplast. The coding region runs from base 193 to 828 and encodes 211 amino acids. The transcript is spliced from 2 exons. Gene Ontology annotation, molecular function: electron transfer activity. NCBI's taxonomy places the organism in Eukaryota, Viridiplantae, Streptophyta, Magnoliopsida, Asparagales, Asparagaceae. Gene Ontology annotation, biological process: response to high light intensity; photosynthetic electron transport in photosystem I.
CAUUUCAAAAGGCAAAAAAACCGCGAUCGCAAACCGUAAAAUUUUUAAAAUUACGUCUAAAAGCUGCAUCUAUAUGCAUACGCAUACGAUAGCAAUAGCAGCGGACUGUAAUUACAUGCAACUGACACUUGCAUUGCAAUUUCCCCGAAUGAGACAUCAUCACGCGAUUUCGGGUCAGUAGAGGAAAUCGCAAUGUGGCAAAUAUGUGGACCUCAUAACUACCGUUGGAAGAAAUUAUCUCGAGGACACGAACCCAAUCAAUAUACGCCUCUAGAAUUCACUUCCACGGUCCACAUACACAGAACCAAUUUGUGUGGCUCGAGCUUCCUCUUCUCUCCAAAACUUGAGGCUAUUAUAAACCACAUCAACACCACCAACUCCCUCUUAACCCUCAAAACAAACAUAGUCCAAACACACACAAUUGUGAGCCAGAACAAGCGCAAGAGCAACUCUUCUCAAAUUCUGUCAAUGGCAGCGUCUCUAGGCCUCUCCUCCGCCUUCACCGGAAACUGGGCCUCCUCGUUUUGCGGCGAUGAGCGCCGAGCUGUGGUUUUGAAACCGGUGAGCGUUCGGGCUGCGAAGCCGGUGAGGUCGAGUCCGAGGAUGGGGAAUGUUAAUGAAGGGAAAGGAUUGUUUGCUCCCGUUGUGGUUGUUGCUCGGAAUGUUAUUGGAAAGAAGAGGUUCAAUCAGAUCAGAGGAAAGGCCAUAGCCCUUCACUCACAGGUUAUUAAUGAGUUCUGCAAGUCAGUAGGAGCAGAUGGGAAGCAGAGGCAAGGGUUGAUCCGCUUGGCGAAGAAGAACGGAGAAAAGCUUGGCUUCCUGGCUUGAAAUUUUAAGACAAGAAUUAUUCCAUACUUCAAAUUGCAGUACAUGUUAAUUUUGGUGUUAAAUGUUAAUACUUGUUUCUAUGUUGUAAUAGAAUCAUGCUACA